AUGUCGAUCCGUGCAAGAAAGAAUAUCCUUCAACCUACAGGAUUUAGAGCUGCUCCUUUAAUCAUAGAUGGCCGUGGUCAUUUAAUCGGUCGUUUGGCUAGCAUUGUAGCUAAAUCAACUCUACAAGGCCAUAGUAUUGUUGUUGUUCGCUGUGAAGGUAUGAAUAUUUCUGGCAGUUUUUAUCGUAACAAAUUGAAAUAUCUUCGAUUCUUACGUAAACGUUGUAAUAUAAAUCCAGCACGCGGUCCAUUUCAUUUUCGUGCACCAUCAAAAAUCUUUUCACGUAUUGUCCGUGGUAUGGUACCGCAUAAAACAGAACGUGGUAAACAAGCAUUACUACGAUUAAAAACAUUUGAAGGUAUCCCAGCACCAUAUGAUAAGAAGAAACGUAUGAUUGUUCCAUCAGCCUUACGUACAUUACGAUUGAAACCACGACGACGAUUUUGUGAAUUAGGACGUUUAUCAAAUGAAGUCGGAUGGAAAUAUAAUGAUGUUGUAGAAACAUUAGAAAAAAAACGUAAAAUAAAAGCAAAACAUUAUUAUGUAAGACAACGUAGCUUAAAGAAAAUAAAAACAACUGCCAAACAAGCUAUAACAAAAAAAGCAGAAAAACAUAUUGAAGUAUUAAAACAAUAUGGAUGUUUCAAUGUUUAA
Molecule: messenger RNA, 654 nt
Organism: Didymodactylos carnosus
Lineage: Eukaryota; Metazoa; Rotifera; Eurotatoria; Philodinida; Philodinidae
Source: the annotation of a GenBank genome assembly